This is a messenger RNA of Poeciliopsis prolifica (blackstripe livebearer), 1009 nucleotides long. Its product is annotated as glutathione-specific gamma-glutamylcyclotransferase 1-like. The coding region runs from base 243 to 851 and encodes 202 amino acids. The transcript has 3 exons. Gene Ontology annotation, molecular function: gamma-glutamylcyclotransferase activity; glutathione specific gamma-glutamylcyclotransferase activity. The record is from RefSeq and is a predicted model, not a curated record. Lineage: Eukaryota; Metazoa; Chordata; Actinopteri; Cyprinodontiformes; Poeciliidae. Gene Ontology annotation, biological process: glutathione catabolic process. Gene Ontology annotation, cellular component: cytoplasm.
UCCACGUGUUACUUUUCUCCUGAGCUCAGUGGAGGAACGGACAGUAUCUACAAGUUUAAAUCAGAGGACAGCCAGAGCAAAGAAUACAGCCAGCUCUUUCAGAAUGCUGAUGACAUGAAGAAUCAACUCUUAUCUAACAGGAGCAGUGAAGUGUAGCAGACAGGAUGGACAGAGGAAAAUAAGACGGAUCAGAGAGAGGAAGCUGCCUGUGGACAGAAGGUGUUGAUAGAACAGAGACCAGAAUGAAACCUCUAGACAUGGCACAUGAAAAAAACAGCCUCUGGAUCUUUGGCUACGGGUCUUUAGUUUGGAAGCCGGAUUUUGCUUAUAAAAGACGGAAAGUCGGUUACAUUAAGGGAUACAAGAGACGGUUCUGGCAUGGGGAUGAUUUCCAUCGAGGGGAUAAAGAAAAUCCAGGCAGAGUUGCCACACUAGUAGAAGAUGAGAAGGCCUGCACAUGGGGCGUUGCCUACGAAGUGCCACAGUCCCAUAUGGAGGAGUCCCUUCAGUACCUCAAUGUCAGGGAGGUUAUGCUGGGAGGAUACAUAACAGAAAUUGUGGAGUUUGUUCCUAAAGAGAAGAGCCACACUCCCCUGCUGGCUCUGGUCUACAUCGCCACAUCGGACAACCCCAUCUACCUUGGUCCAGCCUCAGAUGUGGAGAUUGCUGCCCAAAUUUCAAUUUCCAGUGGAAAAACUGGCCACAAUAUUGAAUAUUUGCUCCGGCUGGUAGAGUUUAUGAGGCUGUGCUGUCCGGAGGUGGAGGAUGAACACCUUUUCUCCAUUGAGGCAGCUCUUUUAAAGAUCUUCCCACAUGGAGAGAUCACACUCUCAGCUCAAAAAGCUCUCUAACAGUGACCUUUAAUGAAGGCACACAGAACUUAUUAUAUGACUUUUUGAUUAUUUAAGGUGUUUGGUGCUAUAAAAAAAAACUGUACGAUUUCAUGUAAAAAAAUGUAUCUUUUUGUUGGUAAUAAGAAAGACUUUGACUACAAUAUGGAGGGUCUGCA